ACAAACACGAAACUGUGACGAAAGCUACGCCUCACCUCGGUUAAGGUUUGCUUACUGUGUCUGGCUAAAAUAAGUGAUCAAAUGUAAUAAAAGGUUUCUAAAUUAGUGUUGGGAAAGUAAGUGUCAGACUUCAGAAUAAUACCCAAGAGAUAAGAAGGAGACCAUCUAAUAAUAAACGGUACAGUGGAAAAGAUCACAAGAAAAAAGAUUGGCACUGUGUCGGGAUAGAACACAAGUUUGGGCCCAGUAGGCUGGAGCACUGAAAACUACAACACUUUCCUCACCUAUGGGACCACACUUGCUCAGGCCCUACAAACCACAUCUCUAGGUGCAGCACCAUGCCUAUCAACACUGUGGAGAUUCUGUCCCUUGUGACACAAGUGUGUGAGGAGGAGAAGCUGCAAGUGCCCAUCAAAGAGAGCCUGAAGGGAGGGCUCAUAGCUGGUACCACUACCACUAUUGGUGGACUACUAGGAGGACCUAUUGGUCUAGCUAUAGGAGGGACAGUUGGAGGUUUGACAGCAGCAUAUCUGGCCCAGGACAAGUUUAGAAGUGUUGCUGAUGUCAUCAGGAAUGACCUCACACCACUACAGAAGGAAAGACUUAGUAGCUCAGUCUUGAUGUUCCUGCGUAACAGAUCUGUUAGUGACCUUGCUGAAGCAUCAAAGCUCCUGCUCAGUCCCACAAUGAAGAUGCUUCUUCUUCAGAUAGUAGUUCAGAUUGUUUUCACAGCAAUAGGAAUUGUUUUUAAAUUAAGGAGAGAAAAAGCAAACCAGACAAGGGCUUUGGAGGAUGAAACUUCUUCCUCAAGAGUGUAAAACAAUGUAAUGAGUCAAGAAAAUAAAAUAUUUAAAAUUUAAUAUAGGAAUAGCGAUCUGAUUUGUAUAAACGAUACUGACUUUGUUCAACAGAGAAUAAUCAACGACUUUGGUCCAGCGGAUGUGUUAGCACUCACUGCGUUCACUCUUCAGCCUGCUUUGAAGGAAAAAAUGCUCCAAGAGGUGUUCCACUUCUUCCAGUCCCAGCUACAUAUGCAAAUUAUUGACUGAGUUUUGGAUACACGUGUAAAACAACUUUUUAUAAUGAUACACAUUUAUAUGUAUAUACAGUACUGUUCCAAGUUUGACAUCUAAUUGGGACUGAAAAGCAAUGAUAAACAAGUUAAAAAGGGGGACUGUAUGAAAACUGAUAGCACCUAAUAUAAUGUGCCUUUUAAAACAAUUAUUAUUUAUGUACACUUGCAACAUACACACACCCUCCAUUUGAAUAUAAAAAUUGCCAAAAGACCACUGUAAGGGGCUUAAUAAUAAACACUAGGGAUAUCCAAGGCUUUGGGGUAGGGCUUAUGGGCCAUCCCUUUGCCCCCAACACUGUCACCAUCAUCUUCACCAUUUGUUUCCUAUGCACUGCACUGUAUGAUGUACCACAUUCCCUCUUGGAUGCAUGUCUCCAGAAGCUUGCCUCUCUUUGUUUUUCCACUUGCACUUGGCUGGUACUGGCAUUACAGUGGCAUAUUUAGUAAAAACUUGUGAUUCAAAUAAGAUUCAAGUAAGUGCUUGUACAUGUUAGGGGGUUGUGACUCACCAAACAUGGUGCAGUACUGUAUAUAUAUGCAUAUUAUGAAGUAACUGAAAGCUGUGAUUAAUCUUUAUGUACAGUCAAUAACUUUAAACUGAAAAUCCAUUAUAUUAUAAAACUAAAUUUCUGAUUUUGAUCUUUUACCUGCAGUAAUGGUGCUGUACUGAGUCAAAUUGCACUUAUUCAAUAAUUUUUUCAGGUUUCAAAGCUUGAACUAUAAUAUAGUAGUGUAGAACAUUAUAUUCCUAAAACAAUGUGAUAAAUACAUUAAGUUAAAACUUAAUGUGAUAAAGUAGUCACAAAUAAUGUGAAGCAUGACUCAGAUGAAUUUGCCUCACAUUCUAAUACACUGUAUGAAACGAGUCAAAAAAAUUUUGAAGCAUAUGUGCUUUGAGCUUUUGUAAAUAUUUUCUUAUAGUUGUUUCUUUGCAAUAAUCUAAAUCACCACAUACUCAAAAAAACAGUCCAUUAUAAUUUUUUAUAAAAAAAAAAAAAAUGUUAUGCUUUUUAACAAACUCAUGAGAAAUUUAAGAAAGUUGGAUGAAAAGAAAAAUACAGCAUGCUUUUCUUGCUACCAAAGAUUAUUAGCAUGCAACAAGUUUUCUAUUACCAGAUACUUUGUACAUCUUAAACGAUCAUUUGUAAAUUUUUUGUGAUAACUACAAGAUGGGUUUGAUAUAAAACUGAGUUUUAUUUACACUUAUUAUCUAUACUGUUUUGUACCUAUUUACCAGCUCUGGGUCACAUCCUCACAAAAUGGAUACAAAGGGGGUUACUAAAAGCAUGGAUAAGAUUACAGGCAGAUGGAUGGAAUUGUUCUUGAAAGAUGUGGUCAAAGUUUUGAAACUUCAAAAUGCAGUAUCUCAGUACUGUACUGUUCUAGGAAGCUAGUGUUGAUUUUAAAUUGAAGCUGAGGGUGCACACAAUCAUUCUGCCAACAAUCCAGUAAACAUCCUUCCUUUUGUGCCUUAGUUCUCCAUAUAAAUAACAGCCACAAUGCUUAACCAAUUAAUUAAUCUCAUUCUUUAGCCAGGUUAGUAGUAGUUCCCAUCUUUGUUCACAGAACAAAUCCAUUAUACAACAAAAUGCUAUCACCUUUUUACUUUUAUCCACAGAAUUAUGUAAUGGCCCUUUCUUAUCCUCAUAACUUUCAUCUCUUCAGUCCUGCCAUAACACUGAUGAAGGUCCAGAUAGUUUACACUACCAAAUGAUCCCCACCAUUUGCUCCUUAUCUCUUUGGCCUUCCUGUUGGUAUCAUUUAAUCUUGUUUUAUCCUCAGGAUGCUUCUUUCCAUCAUGGAAAGAAGCUGUCAGCCUGGCCCCCACUUUUUUUUUUCCUUAAAGCUAACAAGUCUGUUAUCCUUGCUCAAGAUACCACUCAAUUACACUGACUAGAUGCUUAUGUAAUUUAUUAGAAUAAAUGAUAAAUUCAUGAAUAGAGUGGUAUCUGAAAUGGAACUGCCUUCUUUUGCUGUACAAAGUCAACUUUGUUUAUUUAGAGACCUAUAUUACUAGUUCUGGCUUCCUUUUUGUCCUUGGAAAGGUCUAUGACACUAACCUGGUAUAGAAUCACAAUUAAAUGUGUUCACCAUGCCUAAUGUACUAAGUACUAUCCUCCCAUUUUUAAUGGCACCCUACUGACACUUGCUCUUCCUAUCAUGCAGGUGGUGAGACCAUUUUAACUUUUGGACUCUCCCUGCCCUAAAAGAACUCAUGCAAUUAGCAGCUUCAGUAACCUUCUCCUUGGUCACACAACAUGAGUAAUUUUUUUACUAUUACAUCACACACUAUUCUUUUCACUUAAGAUGCAUUCAUCUCACCUCCCAUUCUAUCACUCCAAAAUGCACACUACUUACCACUAGUAAGGGUUCUCAAUGCAUACACUCUGAUUACUGUGCCCAAUUCCAUGUACAGGUCUCUGAUCCACAGAUCUAUGUUGGCAGCAGAAUAUUAUGCCUCAAACCUUUCAAAAAUUACAAACUGAGAGGGUGAGGUAACUUUGCUGCUGGAGGAGAGGAAAUUAAUAACUGAAAAAUACUGCAUAGAAUGGACUCAAGAUGAACAAGUCAAGAGAAGACAGAGGAGUUAAAUGUUGGAGGGCAAUAUUGCCAAAAGCUGCCAGCUAAUGAAAAAGAUGGCCCAAAAUGUAUUCAUGAGGCACAUGACUAAUCAUACAGAUCUUUCUCUUAAAAUGAUAGCUGUACAUUCACAUGCCUCUAUUAAAAAAGCAACAAGAUCUCAACUACCAACUACAGUCUGAUUGACAUCGACAUAACAUUAUACAGGUGAUUUCUAUACCAAUGUUCUCCAAACUUUUUUCAUGACCCAGUUUGAUUUCAUAUACUUCCUUCACAACCUAGUAUGUCUAUUCUGUUGUACCUUUAUACAUCCAGUAUAGAAACUAAUUCACAAACACACACACACACACACACAUAUACACAGAGUAGAUAAGAAGAAAAAUGUUAUAAUUUAUAGAAUAAAGGAAAAAAAUAUACAAACUGUAAAAAGAGAAAGAAAAAACAAAAACAGUGAAGGAUGUGCUGAAACUAAAUGGUGAAGAUGACACUAAAUUCGACGAAGAAGUGAAAGAAGUUGUUCGACUGGGACCUUAUCUGGAAGGCAAAACAAAACCCAUGAAAAUAAGACUAAAACACAACAAGCAGUAGAAGAGAUACUAGAAAGAACAUCCAAACUAAGAGAAAUAGAAAAUUGUAGAUAUAUGAAUUAAGAAAAACAAAUAACUGAAAGAAAUGUAUGAAGAGGUUAGAGGAAAAAAUGAAUCAAGAACAGUAGAAAAGAUUAAAUUUUUUUGGAGAGUUUUGGGAGAGAGUGAAGAAAUGGCACAUAAAGGAAGAAAGAAUAAAUAAAAAUAAAAUAAAGAAAAAUACAAAAAAUGAAGAUCUGAAUGUGAUGUAUACCAACAUAGCCUGUUACACAGAACACUGGAAUUACAAGACUAGCUGAAUGAAAAAAAUCCAAAGGUGGUCUGUUUAAUGGAAAUAAAGCUAAAAGAAGAAAAUCUGAUUGUCAUUAACAAUACAAUAUGUGGAGAAAAGAUAGGACUGGUAAAGGAUUGGGAGGUGUAAUGAUAGUAACAAGAAAUGAGGUGAAGACAAAAAUAGUGAAAAGCAGAAAUAGUGAGUUAACUUGGAGGAUAAUAAUGGAGAAAUACUGACAGUUAUAAACCUAUGUACCACCCAAAACAGAUUCUUGGAGCAAGGAAGAUUAUGAGAAAAUAAUAGAUGAUGCCAUCCAGUGUUUGAGUAAAUUAAUCAAAAGUAAUAAGAGUACUAUUGGUGACUUCAACUGCAAAGAAAUAAAUUGGGAAAUGUUCAAGGCAGGAGGAAAUGAGACUGCAUGGGGGAGAAAGAUUUAUGAAGCUGACUUUGGAAAACAAUGAUACAAUGGGUGACUGAAAACAGAAGAUAUAGGGGAGAUGAUGAACCAAUAAGACUUGGUCUAAUAUUAACGAAAGGUAUCAAGCUAACUAGAGAAUUAAGACAUGUGCCCCAUGGGAAAAAGUGACCAUGUAAUGAUAGAAAUAAAGACUGAUAAUGAUGUCAGUGAAGAGAAUGAAUCAUACAAAGAAAACAGGAGAAACUAUGAGAAAGCAAAUAUAGAUGAACUUAAGAGAUUCUAUGAAGAAAUAGAGUGGGGAAAACUGAAAAGAGCAAAUGAUGUGCAAGGUAAGUAUGGCUUUAGACAAAAGCAAUCAUGUGUAACACAUCUGAUGAGCUUCUAUUCAAGAGUGACAUAUAACACAGGAGAGGGAUGGAUGACUAUACUGUGUGUAUUUAGAUAAAAAAAAAAAAAAAAUGACAAAGUUCCCCAUAACAGGCUACUAUGGAAGCUAAAAACUGUAGGAGGAUUAAAUGAAAAAGAAAAAAAAAAGAUGGAAAGUUACCUCAAGGGAAGAGAAAUGAGAAUAAUAGUAAAAGAUGUAAAAUCUAAAAGGAGAUAAGAUAGAUAAUGGAGUACCACAAGGAUCAGUGCUGGCACCAAUAAUUUUCCUGAUCUACAUAAAUGACAUGCCUGAAGGAGUAAAGAGUUGCAUGAGUUUAUUUGCAGAUGAUGCAAAAAUUACAAAGACUGUGAAAUUCUAUAACAGGAUCUGAAUGAAAUCUGGGUGGAAUAAGAAAUGGAAGAUGGAAUCUAAUGUGAAAAAAUUGUCAUGUAAUGGAAAUAGGAAAAAGUGAAGAGACCAAAAUGGACAUAUAAAAUGGGAAAUGAAAAAAUCAUAAAAAAAACAAGAAGAGAAAGAAUUGGGAGUGACAAUACAGAAUAGCCAAGAGUCGGAGGAACAUGUAAAAAAGAUAUUCUGAGAUGCAUAUAAAAUGGUGAGAAAUACUGGAACAGCAUUCCACUACAUGGAUAAAGAUAUGAUGAGAAAGAUAAUUACCACUAUGAUUAGACCAAAGCUGGAAUAUGCCGAAUCAGUGUGGUCUCCCCAUAAGAAGGAACAUGUAAAAAAAACUAGAAAGGAUACAAAGGAUGGCAAUGAAGAUGGUUCCAGAACUGGAAGAAUUAACAUAUGAAAAUAGGUUAAAGGAAAUUAAUCUGACACAUUGGAACAAAGAAGAGAAAGGGAAGACUGAUUUAUAAAUUGCGGAAUAGAGUGGAAGAAAUUGAUAAUGAGAAACUAAUGCUAAGAGAAGUAAAAAAUACUAGAUACACAUGAGGCCACAGCAAAAAACUAAGAAAAGGAAGAUGCUUGAAUAACAUAAGAAACAUAGUUUCCCACAGAGAAAUAUAGAAGUUUGAAACAAGCUAAGAGAGGAGGUGGUAUUGGCAAUGAGUGUGCACAACUUUAUGGAAAAGGUGAACAAGUGUGGAUAAGGAGACAGGACCACAUGAGCAUAGCUCAGGCCCUGUAAAUUACAGCUAGGUAAAUACACACACACACACACACACACACACACACACACACACACACAUUCCUUCUUUUGAAUUCUUGUUCACAUAUCUAUUUACGAUGCAGUGACCCACUGAAUAAGAGCUUGCGACCCAGUAUUGGGUCCUGACCUAUACUAUGAAGAACCAUGUUCUACACUACCUCCUUAUAAUGGCAAGAUAAGAGUGUUAGAAUAAUGGAAAAAUCUGAAAGAGCAGGAGACUGAUGAGAAUGGAAAGGACAAAGUUCCAUCAAUGGCUAUGUUUCGGAGGAAGUAAUACAAAUCAAUGCACCCCCUGGAUGGCUGUUGUAAUGUCUUCUAUCAUUCUACAUGCUCUGGACUGAAAUACAUACAUACAUAGUUAUUUUAAUAGCUUUCAGGGCUGUGUGGCUCUCUUAAUAAAGGUAAAAACCUUUAACUCAAUUGUUGCUAGUAAUGUGACUGGCUCAAGGUCCCACACCUAUGGAGUUUGUGGUUAUGAUGAUGACUGAAAGUAAAAAAAAAAUGAAGUACUUAUGAAAAAAAAAAAAAAAAAAAAAAAAUGGAAUGACUUUAUACAAUAUUCAAAUUUAAAAUACUAACAAGUAAUUUUUACUAUAUUUGCACUGCAGUAAGACAUUCACAUUGACAAAUUGACAAAAAAUGUGGGUUCCCAAAAUUGUCAAACACAUUAUGCACUAUUUAUCUAAAAUAACUGCAUUAAUGUCUUGGACACAAUGAGCAAGAUUUGAGAUCAUUCUUACUUAAGACAAUCUCCAUGUGACAAACAUGCAGUGCUUUGAAAGAUUGCAAUGGAGGAAGAAUGCAUUACAUGCUACUGAUACAAUAUUGUAGUAUGUAUCAUGCAGAAAACUACUUUGGGUACAUCCUUUUCUUUAAAUGUUCAAGUCCAGUGUUGAAAAACAUUGUCAUUAUGUAUUAAUUGUGUUAAUGGGAUACAACCUGCAUAUGUGGAGGACUUACUGUGCUUCAUUCAUGGCCACCAAUGGCACUCCAUGAUUGUGAUUCUUAUUUUCUUUUCAACCUGAGCAGUUUCUACAUGUAGUACUUAUGCACUGCAGUGCACGCGCUGUACUUUUUCCCUCUCCCAUGAGCCUAAUAUAUUAAACAGAGAUGCAUUUGCUAACAAAGUGAUCUCUCAUUCACUAUUUUGUAUUCACUAUAAUUUUCACUGAUGUAGUUAACCUAUUUGAUUAAUGUCUUGCUGGAGAAGUAUUGUACACCAGUGUUGCUGACAAACUCAUAGUUAAAUAAAUACACUAACAACUCUGCUGCUCUAUAUGUUUACAUGAAGUUGAAUUCCAAACAGAUUUUAGGGAAAAAGUGGUUUUGCCUUGGAAUUGCAUGCAUUCUCUCAAUCAUAACUACCAUGCAGACCAAAAAAUUAAUAGAUGAGAAAAUACCCAAAUGGUAGGAUUACUAUCAGCACUGAUGCUUUAUUGUCACCAGGAUCAAUUUUGACUUAUCACUGUAUUAGUGAUAGAAUUCUGACUAUAUGUAGUAAGUACAACUUCAUGUGCACUGAAUUCACAAUUUAUAUGACAUGACAAAAACUUUAGCUCUCAUCAGUGACAAAUGUGAUAUUGUAUAUGCAAGAUCCAUCAUAUCAUAUAAACCUUACUUUGAAAGAUGCAUAAUAAUUAUUGUAUAGAGAAGGGCAAAUGUAAAACUAUCAGAAAUUCAGUCAAGGGCUGAAUCAUAAAGUACAUAGUUGAUGACUCAACAAGAUUAUGUGUUGCUGGUUACACUUGGUUCAUCUCUGUUAGGCUUAAGUUGGUAAGGUAAGUUGGUAAGUAUGGGGAAAUUUCUCUUUGGAAUUAUAAACACUUGUCUAUAAUUCUGGAGACCAUAUUCAAUGGUUACACAUUUUUAUGAUUACAGCUUUGAAUGGUAUUACCAUUUAACAGUAAAUUUGCAGUUGUAUAUUACUGUUAUUUCAGAGUUUAUGGAAGAGUCUAGUUAACUUUUGUGACUACUUUGUAGUCUGCCAAUGUUUUAGUGGUGAUCAGCGAGCUGAGUAGCUCAAAUACUGUUGCAUCAUUAAAUGAACAAAAGUGACACUGAAAAAGAGAAAAAAUAUAUAAAUAAGCUGAUAUUUAUGUACCAAGUGCUUUUGUUGACAAUAAUUUGCUGAUUAUUGAAAUUAUUCCUCCUUGGCCAUUUUGUUAAGUUUCAUCUUGAUACAUUGGCAAUUUCAAUACUUAUGUUAUUAGAGAAAAUAUUGAAAAUACACAAUCCAGAAAGUUAAACCAUAGAAUUGGGUAAAAAUAGGUUUGCAUGAUCUAUCAUAUUCACUUAAAUUCUACCUAGUACUGUGUCAGUACUACUACUACUACUACUACUACUACUACCACCACCACUACUACUACAUCUGUUAAUAAUAAUAUUACUAUUACUAAAUCUGUUAGCAAUGAUAAUAUAAUGAACAGUAUCUAUUAAUUAGGACACUUAUAAGUGAAAAUACAAUCUGUCCAGUUUUAUACAAAUUUGUUCCAAUACUGAUGUUUUGUGUUGACGCAGAAGAUACACAGGCAACCCUGGUGUUUGUCUUCUCUCUAUGAUUCCACAGAAACAUUUCUGAAAAAUGAGAGCAAAGUUAAUACAUAUAAUUAAUUACUAAUUGGGACACUGCUAUAUCACAGUAACAUAUUAUAUUGUACUAUGUUACAACUAUUUAAUGCAUUAUACAGUUACAACUAUUUGCUGCAUUAUACAUUUAUUACACUACAUUAUAUAUUGAAGCAUUAGGUGCCUCACAACAACUCUAAAGUAAUGUUAUCUGAUGACAUACAUGAACAUUUAAGGAUAAUUCAUGUUGUGUAUAUAAAUUCAAAUAAACCCUGUCUUUGGGUUAUGUUACUUGCAACAUAUGGUACUGAGGAAAACUGCUUGUUUAAAAUCUUGUGUAGAAUUAUAUUUAUCUGAAACCUUGUACAGUAUCAUAUUUAUCUGAAUCACUUUUCAUACAAGGGCCCCCAUUCUAAAGAAAUUAUCUUGGGACCUUGUGAGAAUUCAAUUGUUAUGGUCCAGAUUUCAAAGACACUGUUCUUUGUUCUGGUUGGGGGUUCAGUCCCCAGCUAAGGACUCUCAUCAUUUCCAUCAUGUUUCAGGUAAGGUUUAUAACAUCUAUAUCCUAAAUUUAUUCCAACUUAAUCUUAUACAUUUAUUGAAUCAAUCUCUGCUGUAAUCUUCAGAAAAUGCUGUGUUCAUUAUGUACAAAAUGCUCCUAAACAAAAUACUAAUUUGUUUAAUGAAUCUUGAAAUAUUGUAUGUGAACAAAAAAAUGUACAUGUAUAUGUAUAUGUGACUUUCACGUCACAGUUGGUUCCAUCCUUAAUCUGUGGUAACUCCAAUAGUGUUAAGGUCCCAAUAGUGCAAUAAAUGAAUUGAGA
Molecule: messenger RNA, 9861 nt
Organism: Scylla paramamosain (green mud crab)
Lineage: Eukaryota; Metazoa; Arthropoda; Malacostraca; Decapoda; Portunidae
Product: protein C19orf12 homolog
Exons: 5
Coding region: 339-818 (159 amino acids)
Source: RefSeq, a predicted model, not a curated record